Molecule: messenger RNA, 963 nt
Organism: Hordeum vulgare subsp. vulgare (domesticated barley)
Lineage: Eukaryota; Viridiplantae; Streptophyta; Magnoliopsida; Poales; Poaceae
Exons: 4
Coding region: 172-615 (147 amino acids)
Source: RefSeq, a predicted model, not a curated record
UGUAUAUGGGGACAGAGGGGGUACAUUGUAUAUGUAGUAGAUCUAUGUUAGUGAUACCCCAUAUAAGCCUUAUAAAACAGCUUGUAUGUCAUGUAGGUACCCCAUGCGGAGGUCUUUCAGCAUGUUUCAUCUGUCCUCGAGGACUAUGGAUUUUGCCCUACUGGAGAUCCCAUGCAUGCUAUAAACCUCCGGCCUUAUGACUGCAGAAAGUCAAACAGACAGUCAGGCAAAGGGCUUACAGAUGCAAACAUGGCAGUUAUGGAAUCAGCCAAUCUGGAUGCUGCAGAGCAAAAGGCUGUGAGGAAGAAAGUAGGCAGAGGAUGGGAUCCCACAUAUACAAAGAGAAGUUUUUUCCCAUUUUGGAAAUCAGUGUUAAAAGCUCGGUUUCCUUUGAAGGUGUAUCCAGUCUAUGCAAGCUCAGAUCGUAUGUCUGGGCUAAAUGGACAAGUCCGUGUCUCUCCCAGUAACUCAACGGGCAAUGGGUCUACUCCUACUCCAAAUCAUGCACUUGGUCCACUGCAGAGAAUCUCGCCACUUACAAGCAAUAAUCAAUCCAGAAGGUGCUUUGUCACUGCUGCUAGUGGUGCAUUCAGGCUCUUGAAGGUGUUAAAGUAGAGUAGAAAGGUACGUCAGGAGUUUGUCUCCCUCUCCAAAUUUUCUGAGCAUGCACCACAUAAACACAUGGGAAGAUGGGAAGAAAGGAUUUUUCAUGAUGCACUUUUAACUAGUAAGAUUAUUCGUUGAUAGUCCAUUAAGGAAUUGGUUAUUUGCUUGAUAGGGUUAGGUAUCUAUUAUGCCCACCCCACCCACCAGCUGUUGUAAGCUUGGGUAUGUUUGCUUGCUUAGCAAUGAGCAACCUUGCUGUUAUUUAUUUCCCCAACUGGUCCAUGUGCAGAUAAUUCAGAUGAUAGUGACAUCUAAAUCCUUGUGGAGAAGCAAUAGAGAUCCACAUGAUUUCUUCUA